CUGGACCGGUGGGUGUUUGGUCCCUUCGGUGCCGCUCCCGGCCCCGGUCCAGGCCCCAGCCCCAGCCCGUCCGGCUUCUUGCAACAACAACAACAACAACGAGGAGGAGGCCGCUUCGCCCAGUCCGGAUUCCCAGCUUUCCAGCAGCCCCGCCAGCCAGCCCGAAGAGGUGGGCAGUGGGGAGACGAGCCCCCGGAGCGAUGCUAGUAUCCCCAGCGAGCAGGAGGAAGCGAAAGAUGAAGAAGGCAGCGGAGAAGAGGAAACAACCACUACUGAGGAGCUGGAACAAUUUGCUAAGGAACUGAAACACAAAAGAAUUACUCUGGGCUUCACUCAGGCAGACGUGGGAAUGGCCCUGGGUUUACUCUAUGCAGGGAAGAUGUUUAGUCAAACCACCAUCUGCCGCUUCGAAGCUUUGCAACUCAGCUUCAAGAACAUGUGUAAGCUGAAGCCCCUUCUUCAGCGUUGGCUUCAAGAGGCUGACAGUAACGAGAAUUUGCAGGAGCAACUGUGCUCCAUGGAGUCGGCCAUGAUCCAGGCUCGGAAACGCAAGCGCACCAGCAUUGAGAACAACGUGCGGGGUUCACUCGAGUCGUACUUUCUGCGCUGCCCCAAGCCUAACCUGCAGGAGAUAUCACAGAUUGCUGAUGACCUCUGCCUGGAGAAGGAUGUAGUACGCGUCUGGUUUUGCAACCGCCGUCAGAAGGGCAAGCGCAACCCAGGAGCUGGGUCUCGGGAUGAGUCCGAUGGUCCUAUUCUACCUCAAGCUUGUCCUCAUGGGCCACUCCAAGCUCCGCCCCACGGUCUUGGCACCGUCCAUCCCCAGCUGCCUCCACCUCCCCAGGGCUACAACACGGCUGCCUUUGCUGCUGUUUACGUGCCCCAGUUCCACGAAGGAGAAGUUUUUAUCGCUCCGGCCUCGACCUCGGCUGUGAUGGGCCACCCGAUGCAUUCCACCUGAGCAGCCUGUCUAGCAAAUCUCUUGUCUUCAUUUUUAAUCUCGGGGAGGUCCUCCGGCCAUUUUCUUUUCCUGUUUCUUAGAUUUGUUUUCCUUUAGGGAAAGGAAGGGCUCAAAGCUUAGGCUUUUGGCCACCUGUUACACUCAGGGGUACAAAGUUUCUUGGUAAGGCUUUUUUCUAAUCAGGGUUUAAAAAAAGAUUUUUGCCAAUGAUUUUUUUAAUUCAUAUAUAUAUUGAGAAAGGGAAAAGCUGCUUCUAAAAGCCGCUUUCAUUUCCAACCGUUUUUUGGUCUCUCAUAGGAUCCAUAAUAGCUGGUCUUUAUUUAGUUUGGCAUGCAUCCAUAUUUACCCACCCCCAAAUCCAGAUGCUUUUUUCCCUUAAAGGACCAAGCAGAUUUUGGGGGACAUAAUUGGGUAUCAUUCCCACUUUUAAUAAUGAGACGGUAUGGCUUAUAAAGGCUUAAAAAUGGGCUUUGUUCUCGUAACUAUCCAACACAAAGCCAAGUGAUUUUGAGGUGAAUGUCUUGGUGAACUUCAACAUAUCACACAGCGAUGUCGUUUUUCUUUGUGGGACGCAAACUCCCCUGCAGGUAGAAAGGACUUGGGUUUUCAUUUUUCCCCCUCUUUUUUUCUCUCCCUCCCCAUCCUAUCAUUUAAUAUAAAAUUUCUUUGAGGGGUGACCUAUGUCAAAGCAUUCUUGUGUCCGAAUGGCUCUGAUCCAACCAAGAAAAGUCUUUAAAAGGUUACUGAAAUCUUGGUUUCGUUCUUCGUCCAUCCCACCACCCCAAGAUGGAGAGAUCUUAGUGGUGUCCCCAGAAACAUUCUCCUUUUGGCCUUGACUGCCAUUACAGUCCUCAAAAAUCAGAUUUUAAGACGAUGCCCUUUUCUCCCUAAGUACACACAAGAGGCUGGAUACCCAUCUCUGAAGUCCAUCAUCUUUUAAAGACACGACGACGCAUGGUAUGAGAUAUAUUUUGAGCAGGAUAUUCUUUCAAAGGACCAGAUGUCCCAUUUUUCCUUCCCUGCCCUGCUACAAAUUCAAAAACGGGCCAGCACAUCAAAAUCAAACAUGGAAAGGAAGCUAGCUAUAAAUAUUGAAUGUCAUACCCCGUUCCUCAUUUGUCUUUCAUAAUGUUACGAUUGUAUCUGGCCAUGGGAGAAGAAUGUUGGUGGUUGUGUUAUUUUAAUCAUAAACUCGUAUGAUUUAUCUUUGUAUUUUUGAUUUUUUUCCUAAUUUGCUCAAUUGUUUGCAUGACAUAAGAGGCCUCUAUUAAAAAAAAUUGCUG
Pantherophis guttatus is the source of this 2244-nucleotide messenger RNA. NCBI's taxonomy places the organism in Eukaryota, Metazoa, Chordata, Lepidosauria, Squamata, Colubridae. The record is from RefSeq and is a predicted model, not a curated record.